AGCCGCUCCGCCAUCAGUAUCUGUAACCUAUGAACUCCCGAGUGUGCCAGACCAGUCCUCCGCCAUAUUGACUGUUGUCUUGGUUGGAGGAGAGAGAGAACAUUUUGUGGUCCGAAAAUAAACCAAAGUGUGCGCUUGGAAUUACCGAAACUGGUGCAAACUUGCCAAAACGCUUUGCAGACACCAUCGCGAUGGCAAGGAAGAAAAGCAAGCAGCAAGGCGCUGCUCAGAAGGAGCUUGUACCUGGGCAGCAGACCGUACCGAAGAAUCCAGUGUCUCCCGGCGAUGCAACUGGCGGCGGCGGAGAUGCUGGAGUGGAGAGCCCGGCCACCACCAGGGCGAACCAGCCGAUGCAUACCUGCUGCCUUUUAUGCCACCGUGAAUUUAAGGACUGGGCUGUGAACCCUGUGAACGGGCUCCCUGUGGGCACCAAACUGGGAGACGCUGUGCCUGGACUCUCCCAGGCCUUAUUCCAGAAGGCGCCGGCGGGUAAGCUGGCCCAGUCCCUGCUGGAAGAGGUGCCUCUAUGGAUCUGUCAGAGCUGCUGUAAGAGUGUGGAGGAGGAGGAGAGACGGAGUGCCCAGGAGUACCCAGCAGGGGUACCAUUGUCACACUCUUCCUCCUGUAAGUUCCAGGGCUGUGGGAAUGGUUACCCAGAGCAAAGUACUGUGGAUUGGGACCCAAGUUCCUUCCUGUCAGCCCACAAACUGUCUGGGCUCUGGAACUCAGCCCACACCAAUGGAGGGGAACACUGCAACCACAACGCCUCCUUACACAUACAACAAGGUAUGACAGCCGCAUCAGUCUGUCACGAGAAAAGAGGACUCCACGAAGCACCUGGUAAAUCUGUUAAAACAUCGGUAGCCAAAGUGUGCCCCUACAGUCACCCGCUAACUCAGAAUUCCAGUGGCUCUUCUGCUGGGACCCAUCUCUCUACCUCAGCUGACCUGUGCAAGACCACUCCCAAGCAUUUCAAGAACGUGUGCCGUCGACCAACGCCACCAGGUGAAGCCUUCCACACCAGCGACCAUCAUCAACACACAGACUUGUCAGUACCCCCUAAUAGUCCCACGGGCCUGUCUUCCCAGCAUUCCUCCCUAUUGCCCCCAAAGUCAAGUUCGGGACAACACAACCACGUAACCUCGUCAUCUGCCACCGGUGUCGCAGGCCACAACCCCUUCCCCCCUCUGGUACCAAACCUCCAUGGGCCCACAGCUAAAAGGGCUUCUCCCAGUCCAGACAGCCCAACAUCAGUUCACAAGCCCAGUCCGUGCAAAAACUCCCACAUUCCUGCUGUGAAUACACAACACAGCAAAUCGGGCCCAUCAGCAGCAGGUUGUAACCACCCUUGUAAUGGGCAUAAUACGGGAGGAACGGUGGCCUCUACAAAUGUGGGCAGUGUGUCAACUGGGGUCUGCAGGGACCAAGCAUGUAAGGGGCACAAGAUGACUAAUGGGACAAUGUAUGAUACAGUAGAGAUCGAGGAAGUCGAGGAUGAAGACAGCAGCUCUGAAAGGAGCUCUUGUGCCUCCUCUUCCACGAACCAGAAGGAUGGGAAAUAUUGUGACUGCUGUUAUUGCGAGUUCUUUGGACACAAUGCGCCCCCAGCCGCUCCAACCAGUCGAAACUAUAAUGAGAUCCGAGAGAAGCUCCGGUCGCGACUCACCCGACGCAAGGAGGAGCUGCCUCAGCGCCAGGACUCGGAACUCACAGGGUCUGGUGCUAUCGACAACCGGGAUGUGGAUGAAUUGCUGGACUUUAUCAACAGUUCUCAGCCCAAACCUGUAAACAGUGCCAAAGCGGCCAAAAGGGCUCGGCAUAAACAAAAGAAGAAGGAAAAAGCUCUUCAGGGCAACGUGAGUGCUGCCAACAGUGAUCCCCUCUCCAAUCCAUCAGAAUGCCUAGACGAGACCACGCCCGACACUGCCGAGAGUUCACGGUUAUUGGAUUGGCCCCAGCUAGAACUUGAGCGGGUCAACAGUUUUCUCACCAGUCGGCUGGAAGAGAUCAAAAACACCAUCAAAGACUCAAUCCGGGCCUCGUUUAGCAUGUACGAUCUAAAUCUGGACGUGAAUGAUUUCCCGAAAAAGGCAGCCACGCUGGAGGGCAACCAUUUAUUGUCCCAUCUGAACAGCUCCCCUGACUUGCAGCAGAUAGACCUCGACUUGGCCCCUCUUUCGCUGGGAACCUUUAAGAACCAUCUGGACCUGGUCAAUGGAUGGGAGGACACAAACGCUUCCCCAAACCCCACCACCACCACAGCUGCCAGGAUGACAGGCGUGUCCAAGGAUCUUCAACGCUUGAACAGUGCACCAAGUGUCUCCAAGCUCAGCAGAGUCCACUCCCCAGAAAAAUGCACUUCCUCCGGGUCUGACAGUUUUCCACACGUAGCGGCCCAUGUUACAGCAAAAUCAAAGGAGGACAUAUCCGAUUCUAAGAACAGCACUGUUGGGAAUGGCAGCACAAAGUCAAAGAAGAGUAAAAAGCAGCAACAGCAAAAACAGGAGCAAUCAUUUUCAGAGCACAAUUCCAAAGUCACUGAGUCAAGAGUAUCUGAAAUAAUCUGUAAUGGCUCAAAAGCUUCACUCAAACAGCUUCAGCAAGCAACGGACACCCACAAAAUCAGCCUGAAGAAAGCUGAGGAGAGCAGAUCGUCCAGAAAUGCGGCAGCCAAUGGGGGAAACAUUUCCCUCUCAAAUGCACACAAAGUUAAAGCUGACACAGAAAUGCGAACGGGGCGAUGUGAGCAGGAUUCCGAAAGCAAGCCUCAUCCUGCGGUUCCGGCGAACGGGCAGCAUCAGACCCAUUCGAAGGGGAAAAAUAAGAAGAACAAGAACAAGGGUGAAAAAUCCACUACUGCUAUUGAUGAUGUAUUUCUUCCAAAAGAUGUCGAUCCGACAGAAAUGGAUGAAAUUGAUCGAGAAGUGGAAUACUUUAAAAGGUUCUGUCUUGAUUCUGCGAAACAAACCCGCCGGAAGGUUGCUGUGAAUUGGUCCAACUUCAGCCUCAAAAAAGUUCCCUCCAAUGCAGGUCAAUAGCUGACAAGAGCCAGGAAAUAAAACUUCACACCACAAACUCUUUGAAUAGAGCUGUGCUCGGCCUGAGGCCUUCUCUCAUUCCCUGUUUGGUUAUUGUUGAGUUGAGGGAACUUGUUCACAAUAUCGCACUCGUUCAAAAGACUGACGUUCAACCAGUGGCUUUUCAGCCAGGGAUCAAUAUUAAGGACCGUUUUUUUCUUUGGGCUGUUAUGGCAAUGUUCACCAAGUUAAAGAUCCUAAAUGGGAAAACUAGUGUGUUUGUCCACUGCAUCCAUGUUAUGACGUAUGUAGUAUGUAAACAUUUACCUUACAUGAAUAAAUGUUUUUAUCAGAAAUUUUA
Molecule: messenger RNA, 3378 nt
Organism: Syngnathoides biaculeatus (alligator pipefish)
Lineage: Eukaryota; Metazoa; Chordata; Actinopteri; Syngnathiformes; Syngnathidae
Gene: fam193b
Product: family with sequence similarity 193 member B
Exons: 10
Coding region: 192-3038 (948 amino acids)
Cellular component (GO): cytoplasm; nucleus
Source: RefSeq, a predicted model, not a curated record